CCUGCGAUCGGUGGUCGGUCCUUCCUCGCCCGGGGCUCCACCACGACGUGAACAGGUUUGGACACUCGGCUGUGCUGUACAACAGCACCAUGUACGUCUUCGGAGGCUUCAACAGCCUCCUGCUGAGUGACAUCCUGAAGUUCACCCCCGAGAGAUGCGAGGCUUUUGCCAACGAGUCGUCCUGCCUGCGGGCGGGGCCGGGCGUCAGGUGCGUGUGGGCUCCCAAACCCGCCCGCUGCGUCCCCUGGGAAAACGCCACCCUGGAGCAGCAGCAGAAGGUCUUGGAAGAUUGUCCUCCCAAGCCAGUUGUAGACAAUGAAAAAUGUGAUCAGAUUACAGACUGCUACAGCUGUACAGCCAACACCAACAGCUGUCAGUGGUGCUCUGACCAGUGCAUCCCAGCACACAGCAACUGCACCGAGGAGCAGGUCCCUAUUACUCUCUAUGACAAUUGUCCCAAGGAUAAUCCUGCUUAUUACUGUAACAAAAAGACAAGCUGUAAAAGCUGUGCCAUGGAUCAAAACUGCCA
Molecule: messenger RNA, 529 nt
Organism: Empidonax traillii (willow flycatcher)
Lineage: Eukaryota; Metazoa; Chordata; Aves; Passeriformes; Tyrannidae
Product: attractin-like
Exons: 4
Cellular component (GO): cytoplasm
Molecular function (GO): chromatin binding; protein binding
Source: RefSeq, a predicted model, not a curated record